Molecule: messenger RNA, 904 nt
Organism: Eurytemora carolleeae
Lineage: Eukaryota; Metazoa; Arthropoda; Copepoda; Calanoida; Temoridae
Product: trimeric intracellular cation channel type 1B.1
Exons: 10
Coding region: 16-813 (265 amino acids)
Biological process (GO): potassium ion transmembrane transport
Cellular component (GO): membrane
Molecular function (GO): identical protein binding; potassium channel activity
Source: RefSeq, a predicted model, not a curated record
GCACCUGAAUUGUUGAUGUUGAAGUCAUGCAGGAUGUUCGACGAACUCGGUUUAUCUGCUGCAAAGCUACAGAGUAUGCCGGCCAACUGGUUUCCAUACUUUGAUAUCUGUCAUUAUAUCCUCGCUGCGCUGGCGGUCAGGAAGGAGGUCGGAGUUCCAUUUAGCAGAAACAACCCUCUGGCUACCUGGGUUGCAACACUGACUGCAUCAUUUGCUGGAAGCAUGAUUGCGAAUCCUUUGUUAGGUAAACCUGUAUUCGGAGCAGUGAGUGAUGAAUAUAAUCUGUAUCUUGCAACCCUGGUCUGGUGGGCUGUAUUCUACUCCCCUGCUGACAUAGUUUAUAAAGUGCUGAAAAAUCAGGCGGUUUAUCUUCCUAUCUGUGUAUUAAAAGAGAUAUACAGAGCCAAGAAAACUUUAGGUGGGAUAUCUGAUGCUGCAAAACUAUACCCGGAUCAUGAACUUAUUCAAAUCACAGUCGGACUCAUCAAGGGAAAUGGAUCAGGGUUCAUGAAACCAAUCACAAGGUUGGUUUGUGGAACCUGGGUUCCAGGUUCCUCUGAGCUUCUAAAGAUGUCUGUGACGAGUAAGGGCUGUCUUGUUGCAGCAGUUCUCAUGGUAGCUGAUAAAGCAGGACAUAUUCCUGCUCCUGUGUCUGGCGAUCUCCUGUAUCUGGGUAUAGUUGGAGUAUUCAUUCUGGUCAAGCUUGCACCACUACUCGGAGAACCAAUUGAUCCUUUCAAACCUCUACAGAAGGCGGUUCAUUUACUUACAGGUGAUCUGUGGAAUAAUGUUGAGAAUAUUAAAGAAGAUUAAAGUUGUUCAUUAAAGGGACUGUACGUGUCAUUUCAAUUCAAAAGUAAAUAUUCAUUUUCUGCGACUUUUAGACAGUAAAGAUUAAUAUUCA